Molecule: messenger RNA, 780 nt
Organism: Parnassius apollo (apollo)
Lineage: Eukaryota; Metazoa; Arthropoda; Insecta; Lepidoptera; Papilionidae
Source: the annotation of a GenBank genome assembly
AUGAAGCAACAUCUUCUGACCUGCUUUAAAUGCCCACAAGCCGUAAAAAAACAAAUUAACGAUGUCAAUAAGUCACAAUCCAACUUAACACCAGAAUCCACAACCACUUCAUUGAACUCGGAGAACACAUCAACCGAGAAAAUUAGAGAUUUAAGAGGUGUUUGUGAAGGCAAUGAACUAAAUCAGGCGGAAGAAACUGAAGCCAUGGAAUUAAUCUAUAACCUCGCUGAGCAUUGCAACAUUGACUGUCUUGUUGACCUGACUAAAUAUAACGGUAAAGAAGGUAUUUGGAGCAAACCAUUUACUUGGAAGGCCGCUGAGAAAGUAAAUCACAUUUUAUGGUGGAAGGGGAUAUGUGGCUCAAGUCAGUUAAGUAAAGUUGCACUUAGAGUAUUGACUACACCCUGCACGUCAGCAGCCACCGAACGGUCGUUCAGCACACAGGGAUUUAUACAUAGUGCUAAAAGAAACCGUUUCACAUCAGAAAGAGCGGCGAAAAUAACUUUCUUAUCGUAUAAUUGGAACUUAUUAAAUAAAGGUGAAAACAUUAAUCGUGUUUACAGUGAAGAUACUGUUCCAGAAAGGUCCGACAUGGAAGACACAGAUGAUGAUAUGUUGCACGAUGCUGCAAUGGAGGGUCACAUGCAAGAGGAUAUGGAAUCUUCUCUCAGGGAGGAUAUAUGGGAAGCUAUGGAACCAGUAGCUUCAACUUCACAACAAACUAAUCAUAUUGAAUUCGUAAAUAUUAGCGAAUGUUUAUAUGAUACCGAUAGUGAUUAG